Drosophila ananassae is the source of this 627-nucleotide messenger RNA. RefSeq lists its product as uncharacterized. The transcript has 4 exons. Lineage: Eukaryota; Metazoa; Arthropoda; Insecta; Diptera; Drosophilidae. The coding region runs from base 1 to 627 and encodes 208 amino acids. The record is from RefSeq and is a predicted model, not a curated record.
AUGGAGUUUAAGAACAUAAUCUGCACAUCACUUGAUAAGGAGUUUUCGGACUUCGAAUAUUGCUUUUUGAAAUCGAAGAAAAGGACUUACAAACACGUAUACAAAAUAAAUACAAUUUGGAAAAGCUACCAGAACAAAAAAUUACAGGUUAAGCCCGCUGUUGAAUUCACAAAUAUAAUCUGUACAUCACUCGAUAAGACAUUUUCCGACUUUGAAUAUUGCUAUUUGAAAUCGAUAAACAGGACUUACAAAUACUUUUCCCUUAAAGUCAAUCUAUUCAAAGUUCCAAUCACAAGUGUUAAGAUUAAUUUAGCACUAUACAAACGAUUUAAUGGCUAUAAGCCCUUCCUCUACAAUGUAACUUUUGACGCCUGCAAAUUCCUUAUGAAUAGAAAGUCCCAACCAGUGUCUCUAUAUUUUUAUGAAUUUUUCAGCAGUGUAUCCAACAUGAACCACUCAUGUCCUUAUGAUCACGACCUUAUUAUGGAAAAGCUAACAACAGACAUUAUAAAUCAUCGAUUCACAAAAAUUCUUCCCUUUCCGGAUGGAGAUUACAUGAUUAAAAUGCACUGGUUUGCCUACGAUAUAAAUCGAGCAGUGUUCCAGAUAUAUUUCACAAAGAAAUGA